UCUCUUGUUAAUUGGAACACCCUGUACUGCAUAAUUUUGUUAUUCAUAUAACUAAUUUAUUUUGAUACAGUGAUACAGAAAUUGUAGUAUUGUGGGGACCUGUUGGAGAAGGUGCGGCACGAAGUGAGAUUUUACCAAGCAUGAAACAAGCCAGAAUUGCCCUCGGAUGUGGUUUUGCCAACAAUCGUCUGUAUGUAGUCGGAGGAUAUCCAAUGCCAGGGGAUACUGGAUUUUCCUCAGAAAUCUACGAAUUUGGUGCUCAGGAGUGGCGUGAGCUGCCUACGAAAUUACUGAAACCCAGGAUAAACCCUGGUAUCUUUUUAUACAAAGGUCUAAUGACACUCUUUGGAGGUAGCGAUAUUGAAAUUGCCACCCUUGAUGCAGAAGAGACGAAAUGGGAAUAUACUGGUGCUAAAGUUUCUAAACAUUUCAUCAGUUGGUCUUUUCAUCAGGCCUUGUCAAAUGCUAAAAUGAUUUCACUUUUAUGCUGAAUAUAUUAGAAAUAUUUGCAAACUGCACUGUUUUGAAAUUAAGUUUAAAAUUUGUU
This is a messenger RNA of Eurytemora carolleeae, 547 nucleotides long. RefSeq lists its product as uncharacterized. Lineage: Eukaryota; Metazoa; Arthropoda; Copepoda; Calanoida; Temoridae. Gene Ontology annotation, molecular function: protein binding. The record is from RefSeq and is a predicted model, not a curated record. The coding region runs from base 141 to 491 and encodes 116 amino acids. The transcript is spliced from 2 exons.